AUGGAAGACUGCGUGUUACCUGAAAAUCCCAUUCUCGAAGUUUUAUCUCGACUUCUAGUGAAAACAAUCACUCGCUUCAAGUGCGUGUGCAAAAAGUGGCGCGAUCUUGUUUCCGACACCUACUUUAUUGAUCUUCAUCUCUCCAGAUCGCCUUCGUGCCUAAUGAUUCACCAAUACGUAUAUCCAGGCCCAAUAUUAGAGUUGAUAGAAGUGGAUCACGAAGUUGAUUACCACCGUUUAACGCUCGAUCAUGUAAAGAGCCUUAAUCUUCAUCUUACUGCAGUUCGCUUUCAUUUCCUGAUAAUUCAAGUGGGUUCGGUCAAUGGUUUGAUCUGCUUGCUUAGUCAUCGAUUUGAUGUCACUUGCAUAUUCAAUCCUGUUGUCAAAGAAUAUGUGAUCCUCCCUCAACCACCACAUUCGGAGGAUAUAUGGUCAUUAAGUUAUGGUUUCAGAGUUUCAAUGGCAGGGGAAUACAAAGUGAUAAGUCUCCGUUGUGGUUGGACAAAAUCCGAAAAUCAUGAGGCUGAACUCACGGUUGAAAUCGAGAUUUACACGCUUGGCACAGACCAAUGGAGAAGGUUGGGACAAAUCCCUUACAACGUUAACUAUUCCGGGGAUAUGGAUUCUGGUGUAUUUGUGAAUAGUCAUGUGUAUUGGAUUGAUGAUGCCCAAGUCUAUGAUUUCGAUUUGAAUACAGAGACAUUUGAGUUAUUUCCGUCUCCUACAGGGGAACCAAGAGAUGAACAAGAAUCAAAGAAAAUGUUGGGAGUCCUGAAAGGCAGCUUAAGUCUAUUUUCUGGGUCUGCGUUACUUAGGGUUCACCAUUUGGGUGAUGAAGGAAUCUUCUUGGCGUAA
Helianthus annuus (common sunflower) is the source of this 855-nucleotide messenger RNA. Its product is annotated as putative F-box protein At3g16210. NCBI's taxonomy places the organism in Eukaryota, Viridiplantae, Streptophyta, Magnoliopsida, Asterales, Asteraceae. The record is from RefSeq and is a predicted model, not a curated record. Gene Ontology annotation, molecular function: protein binding. The coding region runs from base 1 to 855 and encodes 284 amino acids. The transcript has a single exon.